AUGGACGAGAACCAGCAGAACGCACUGCACUGGGCAGCAGCCGGGGGACACGCGGAGGUGGUGAGGCGUCUGCUGGAGGAAGGAGCUGAUGUCAACGCCAGGGACCGCUGGCGGAACACGCCUCUGCAUCAGGCUGCAUGGAAUGACAAUGCGACUGUGGUGCGGCUGCUGGCGGCAUCCUCUGCCGACUGCAACGCCAGGGAUCACACUGGGAACACACCACUGCACGAUGCGGCACGGCGUGGACAAACAGACGUGGCGACUGCGCUACUGGAGGCAGGGGCCGACAGGGAAGUCAGGAAUUACGAUGGGGACACGCCGCUGGACCUAGCCGAGUGGAACAACCACGAGUGGCUCAUAGACAUCCUAGGAUCAAGCUAA
This is a messenger RNA of Schistocerca piceifrons (Central American locust), 381 nucleotides long. Its product is annotated as ankyrin repeat domain-containing protein 1-like. Gene Ontology annotation, molecular function: protein binding. NCBI's taxonomy places the organism in Eukaryota, Metazoa, Arthropoda, Insecta, Orthoptera, Acrididae. The record is from RefSeq and is a predicted model, not a curated record. The coding region runs from base 1 to 381 and encodes 126 amino acids. The transcript has a single exon.